AUGCCUAAAAAACCUAAAUGGUAUGUUGUAUUUGAAGGAAGAAAAAGAGGAAUUUAUACAAGUUGGGAUGUAUGUUCUUCACUUAUUAAAGGAUUUUCACAAGCAAAAUAUAAAAGUUAUUUAACACAAAAAGAAGCUGAAGAUGUAUUUCAAAAUUAUAUCACAAUUCAUCCAAAUCCAAUUACUAAUGAAGAAAUAAUAGAAAAACGAAUAAUAAAAGAUAAUAAUAAGAAAGAUACUAUACUAGUUAAAGAAGAUAUAAUAAUUCCAUCAUUUAAUGAAGUAAAAUUACCUAGUCAAAUGAAACAAUCUAAUAACUCUUCUUUUGGAAUAAGAUUUAGUCAAAAUAAAAAUGGAUUAAUUAGAACAGAUAUAAAUGAAGUUGUAAUACCAGGAAUUCAAUCAGUAGAAUUAUAUAAAAAAGGAAUUGAAUAUUUAUUUUAUAAUCAUCUUAUUGAAGUUGGUUAUAAAUUAAUAAUUCCAUUAUGUUAUUUUCAACAAAUUCAAGUAUCAUCUCUUUUAAUUCCUCUUCAAACUAUUUAUGAUAUGAUUAUUCAAAUUGAAUAA
Molecule: messenger RNA, 567 nt
Organism: Entamoeba histolytica HM-1:IMSS
Lineage: Eukaryota; Evosea; Mastigamoebida; Endamoebidae
Product: ribonuclease, putative
Exons: 1
Coding region: 1-567 (188 amino acids)
Source: RefSeq, a predicted model, not a curated record